Penicillium mononematosum is the source of this 891-nucleotide messenger RNA. RefSeq lists its product as uncharacterized. Gene Ontology annotation, biological process: protein phosphorylation; intracellular signal transduction. Gene Ontology annotation, molecular function: protein serine/threonine kinase activity; ATP binding. The record is from RefSeq and is a predicted model, not a curated record. NCBI's taxonomy places the organism in Eukaryota, Fungi, Ascomycota, Eurotiomycetes, Eurotiales, Aspergillaceae. Gene Ontology annotation, cellular component: cytoplasm; nucleus. The transcript has a single exon. Bases 1 to 891 code for a protein of 296 amino acids.
AUGAGUCUCUCCGAGGCAAAAGACGCCUCAUACAACCGCCUUUUCCAAAUGGAGGUUGCUCGGGCCUUGUCAGCACAGCUGGUUCUUGCCGUUGAAUACGUCCAUUCCCAGGUAUUCGUCCACGGAGAUCUUCAUUAUGGAAAUGUUCUCUUCCAGUUGCCCUUUGACCUAAGCCAACUCUCCGUGGAGGAAUUUCAUAAAAAGUACGGAGAACCGGAAUUUGAAGCAAUUAGACGUUUCGAUGGGCAAUCACUCCCACGAAAUAUCCCAUCACGCGCCGUUUUGCCAAUGUGGCUUGGCGAAACAAGUGAUAAAAUCGAACUCGCAGAAGCUAAAAUCCUACUCGGCGAUUUCGGCGAGGCGUUCUCUCCUACCAAGCAACAGAGAUUCGAAUCACACACUCCGCUUGUGGGCCGGCCACCAGAGGCUCGCCUCGAACCACAUAAGGCUCUAUCCUUCCCAUCAGAUAUCUGGUCACUCGGAUGCUCUUUAUGGGAAAUCAUAGGCCAGAACUCGCUUUUUGACGGUAUGUUCGCGACCGAAGAUAGCAUUACUUGUGAGCAAGUGGAUACCCUUGGUAUCCUACCCGUAGAAUGGUGGAACAAAUGGGAGGGACGACAUGGUAGAUUCGCAGAAGAUGGGAAGCCGAUCAAUCGGGAACGGGACCCGCACCGGUCGUGGGAGGUCAGAUUCGAACAAGAUAUGCAGGAGCCUCGACAGAGAAAAAAGAUGUCGCGCAUUGAACCGGCUGAGAGAGAGGCUAUCUUCAAGAUGCUGAAGUCGAUGCUUGAAUUCAGGCCUGAGGACCGCUCUGCUGCGAAGCAGAUUCUUGAAUGUGAAUGGAUGGUCAGAUGGGCUUUGCCUGAGUACGAGAAGAUCCGAGGGGUAUAA